This is a messenger RNA of Rodentolepis nana, 726 nucleotides long. The record is from the annotation of a GenBank genome assembly. Lineage: Eukaryota; Metazoa; Platyhelminthes; Cestoda; Cyclophyllidea; Hymenolepididae.
AUGGACUCGACAAAAGACAUAUGUGAAAUAAUCAGAUUUGAUGUUUGGAAAUGUCGAAACGACUUCAAGGUAUAUGCAGUCUAUAAUUCACCUCAGAAUUGUCCAAACUUUGUCUUUCUGAACUUCUUACACAAAAAUGUAGCAUUAGGAGACUUCAACGUCUAUUCCAUCAGAUAUGGUUACAAGGAUGCAAACAUAGCUGGAAAGGAAAUCGAAGGCAUGCUAAACAGCAACCCUCUGGAACUUAUUUACAGCAAUGAGGAUCCGGCUACAUAUUUGCAAUACAAUGGAACCAGGAAAACGCCUGACUUUCUCCUGGCUUCAAGCGACAUCAGUGAGCAUACACGCCGCAAAAUAAUUGACGAUCCUGGUUCUGGUCAAAAACCAGUAAUUGCUAGUAUUAACAUCGCCAGCAAAAGCAUAACAAGGAAAGUGCCAACUGAGCAAUCAUGGAACUUCAAGAAGGCUGACUGGUCUAGAUUCAAUAACUUUCUAGACAAUGAACUUCACACAAGUCCCCUCAGCUUCAACCAACAUCCUGACAAACUUGGCACUGAUUUCACGAAUAUAAUGAUCAGAUGUGCAAAAAAAACUAUUCCCCAAGGCAAGACUAAACAUUAUCGAGUGUUUUGGUUUAAACACCUUGAGGAACUGAAAAGAAAACGGGACGACCAUCGCAACACUGCUGAUCAGACUGGAAGAACGGAAGACUCGCAACACUGCUGA